AUGCAUACACAUCGAGCUGAAUCAUUUCUAAUAUAUGAUAAUGUCCGAUUAGAGAUUGUACACGAAUCCAAUCCAUUCUUUGCAGGUGAACCAAUAUCUUUAAUAUUACGAUUGAAACAUUUAGGAUCUACAAAAGAAUACGAAAAAUUGAAAGCCGACAUUCAUCAGUAUCAUCAGAAGAUUGAGAAUGAAUUAAAUUCAAAACAAAUCCAUUUAAAUGAAUUAAGUAAAAAUCAGCCUGAAAAUAAUUCAUCUUGGUCCUUUGUCUCAUUACUGAGAAAUCCCUUUAUGAAAAAUGAUCAGUUAAAUAAUAAUGUCACGAAAGAAAUGGAGCAGUUGUCUCUAAAUGAAAAAGUAUAUGUUAAAAGUUUAACUAAUCAAUUACAAUACCAUAAACCGAUAAGCUUAAUCUCUGGGUUUAUUCAAAUUACUGGCUUGUUCCAAUACAAUGUAUCAUUAAUCAAUGAUGAUAAUUUUAAAAAUAAGGGUACAAAGAUUGUAAGUAUCCUGAACCAUAACAAUACUGACACAAAUACUACUACUACUACUAACACAAUUUCAACCACUGAGGCUACAACUUCUUAUGCAACGAGUGAUGAUAACUAUACUGAUUAUAAUAUUAAUAACAAUACCAAUAUUAGUAAUACGCACACUACAUUUCCUCCCUCUUUAAAGAAUAAUACAAAUAGUAUAGACAAUUUUAUUAAAUAUUCUAACUCAAAUUUUGAAACCAUGUCCUCACUAGAUGACAAAACAGUUAUAACUCCCAAUUCUAAGUUCUCAUAUACUCAUAGUCAAUACAAGCAUUCAGACACAACUAAUGAAUAUAACGAGUUGCCUCUAUUUUUGAUCCCACAGACACUAUUAUUUCCAGAAAUCAUAUUACAACCUGGUGAAAUAAAGAGUUUCCAUUUCAAAUCCUCAAAUUUACCGAAAAAUUUAUGUCCAAGUUAUUCAAUCCCAUUAAAUAAUAUAAGAAUAAAUUACUAUAUAGAAUUUGGUGUUAAUGUUAUUACACAUAAAGAAAUCAUACCAGUUAAUCUUAAAAUCCCAAUUUUUAUAUCUCCAUUUAUAAAUAAAUGGAGUCAACAAUAUACAAUGAUACUGGACAACGUAACACAUAUUAUGCCUCCUGCAACAGUGAAAGAAGUUCUUAAUGAACAUCCAAAAAGAAUCACUUCUACUACAUCUGUAUUUUCAAACGAUCCUAUGACUAUAAGUAACAUAAGUGAUAGAAAAAGAUCUAGUUCUGUAUCUUCAUCUUUUUUUAGUAAUUUGAUAGAUGUGAAGAGUGAUAAACAUGAUCAAAAGUUAAAUACAGAUCCAAUUAAUCUAUUAAAAAAAAACUUUGUAGAUAUAAUAAGAAAAAAUAUUACAAACAGUUUAGACAUUGAUCAAUUGGUAGGAUUACAAUUGAAUUAUCAAUUUCAAAAAAUUGACAAUGAAAAUGAAAAUAUUGUUACUGACUUUAGUAUAUUACAAAGAAAUGAUAAACACAUAACAAGAAAUAAUAUUUCAAACUUUAAGAGAGCUUUACCAAAUCUAAAAAUCAAAGAUACCGAGAAUCUAACUAAUGUAAAUACUGAUAAUAAUAAUUUAACCGAUCAAAAUGGACAACUUGUACCACAAUUAAAUAGUAAUCUGCAAAAGAAAUUUAUUGUGAAUAGAGAUGGAAAAUCUAUUGCUCAAAUCAAAUUAUCGAAAUUUUUCUAUACUAUUACAGACGAUAUUAAUCUAAUAAUAUACCCAGAACGAACUUCAAAUUUUCAAAUAAGUGCAGUGAAAGUUUCGUUACAAUGUAUUGAGUUAUUUAACAAACUUUACAUUUUAGAAAAGGAUCAAACAAAACCAUUUUAUAAAACAGUAUGUGAAGCACAUACAGUAUGUUUUGAUAAAACAGAUUCAUUGCCAUUAAAGUUGAUACUUCCAAGAAGUCCCAUGAACCAUUUACCCAGCCAAUUUAAAACCAAUAUUUUUGAAAUUAAAUGGGUAUUAAAGUUCACAUUCAUUUUGAUUGAUAAAAAGAAUAAUAAUACUAAAGAGUUAUUUUCCUAUAGUGGGCGCCUUGAACAGUUCUAUGAAGAUAAAAAGGGUGCUUUGUAUCAUUCCAAAGAAAAUCUUAACGGUUUGGAUUUCACAUUCAGAGUACCUGUUGAUAUUCUUCCCUCAGUAAAUGACUUUUCUGGUUUAUAA
This is a messenger RNA of Arxiozyma heterogenica, 2193 nucleotides long. It is a transcript of the gene RGP1, whose product is annotated as Rgp1p. Bases 1 to 2193 code for a protein of 730 amino acids. Gene Ontology annotation, biological process: retrograde transport, endosome to Golgi. NCBI's taxonomy places the organism in Eukaryota, Fungi, Ascomycota, Saccharomycetes, Saccharomycetales, Saccharomycetaceae. The record is from RefSeq and is a predicted model, not a curated record. The transcript has a single exon. Gene Ontology annotation, cellular component: Ric1-Rgp1 guanyl-nucleotide exchange factor complex; Golgi membrane.